AACUCAUCUAAUCCGUGCGUCCUUGGCCUAUAUGUAGAGUUACAGGUAGAUAAGAACAUGGCCUACUUUUACGUGUAUCCUUAUCGCACCCAGGGAAUACAAGGUUUUUUUAAUAUGCGAUCGAAGCGAAGCAAAUAUUAAAUAAUCGACUACUUUUUCAUAAUAUGUUGGAUACAAGGAUGGAAAACCACCUGGUUUCUGGGGAGGGGAGAGAAAAAAGGGGUACCACCAAAGCUAAAACCCCGUUUAAGUCACUUGGAAAACAAAUGACUUUUGGCCUAUUUUCAUCACUGAUCAUAUUCUCUGGGGUUGCCAGGUAUUGUUCAAAUGAUUUCGAUAGUCUCUCUAUGUUUCUGCCGCUCUUUAUUGAUUGCUCUGGGGCUUGCAAGUGUAUGGAGCUGUUCAAAACACACAGAUGUCUUGCUUCCAGUGACCAUCACAGGAAGCGCUGAUAAGACGAGAAGAGGUACAACAGGGGCGCUGCCAAAGGUACAACAGACUUCAUGUCCUCAUGUGUUUAAACAAGAAAACCUAUGACCCAUUUAUCGCAGAAAACUGUCGGAUUAUAUUGCCCUGCGCAAAUGCUGCAUUUCCGCGGUUGCACCAAGACGGUGAGCCUGCCAUAGCAACGUAGCUGCCGAUACACUGAAAUUGUUUGCGUUUUUUCCUCAAGAUGUCCCUAAGAAAAAGAAUAGCUGUUGUGGGCGGUGGGGCCAGCGGACUGACCGCAAUAAAAUGCUGUUUAGACGAAGAUUUGGAUCCGGUGUGUUUCGAGAGAUCUGACCAGCUGGGAGGCUUAUGGCUUUUCAGACCUGGGGGCAAGCAGGAUGGGGAGGGGACAGUCAUGCGGUCCACCGUUAUCGACACCAGCAAGGAAAUGAUGUGUUGGAGUGACUUCCCCGUCCCUGAUGACCAUCCAAACUUCAUGCACAACACCUACGUCCUCAAGUACUUUCAUAUGUACGCCGAGACGUUCGGCUUGCUGAAGUACAUCAAGUUUCGCCAUGCAAUCAUAAAGGUAAAACCGGCCAGAGACUUCCAGACCAGCGGGCAGUGGGAAGUCCAGUACAAGGAUCUAGAGAAGGAUCAAGAGUAUACGGAGAUCUUUGAUGCCGUGUUCUGCUGUACUGGCCAUCAUACAACCAAAAACCAGCCAAAGUUCCCCGGCCAGGAAAAAUUUCAGGGGAAAAUUGUCCACUCUCACGAUUACAGUGAUGAGAGAGGCUAUGAAGGCAAGCGAGUUGUCGUAGUGGGCGUUGGAAAUUCUGGUAAUGACGUAGCAUCUGAAUUGGGAAAAGUCGCAGACAAGGUAUUUUUCUCGACUCGGCGCGGGAUGUGGGUGAUGAGCCUUGCAGACAAAGAUGGCCUCCCCUGGGAUAUCGUACAAACUCGCCGCCUGACCAACUGGCUGAAGAGUUGGCUCCCGUUUAGUUGGAGAUGCACCAUGGUAGAAAACGACAUCAAUAAACGCUUUAAUCACGAGCUAUUCGGCCUGAAACCGAAACACCGCAUCUUCAGCCAGCAUCUGACGGUAAACGACACGCUUCCAGUUCGCAUACUAUGUGGAAAGGUCGUCAUGAAAACGAAUAUCGCAGGUUUUACUAAAACCGGCGUCAAAUUCGACGACGGAACGGUGGAGGACGACAUCGACCUCGUGAUUCUGGCAACGGGCUACAACUAUGGUUUUCCUUAUGUCGAUGAAUCCGUCAUCAAAAUUGAGAAAAACGUCAUUAAUUUGUACGAGUACGUCUGGCCGUUGACCAUUACCCAUCCCACCAUCGCUUUCAUUGGGUGCAUCCAGCCGGACGGUUCUCUUUUCCCAUGUGCGGAACUUCAGUGUCGUUGGGCUACACGGAUGUUCAAGGGUCUGUGCAAACUCCCCAGUAAGGACGCCAUGUUGGCAGACAUGCAAAGAAAGCAUGACGUCAUGGCGAAACGUUACGUCCAGACCCAACGUCACACUAUCGAGGUGGACUGGAUUCUCUACAUGGACGAACUUGCUAGACACGUUGGUUGCAAACCAAACUUAGUGAAACUGUUCCUAACCGAUCCCGUCCUUGCUUGGGCAGUUCUCACAGGUCCGUGUGUGCCCUAUCAGUAUCGCUUGAUGGGUCCCAAGCCGUGGGAGGGGGCUAGGGAGGCGAUCCUCUCCACCAUGGAUAGAGUCAAAAAACCGCUGCAGACCAGAAUACCUGCCGGGUGCUCAAAGAGGUCCGGUUUUGGCCGAUUCUUCUCCAUGAUGGUCCUGUUGGUGGCUAUAAGUGCGGUGAUGGUAAAGCUGUACUAUCCAGACAGGCUAUCCUCCUUGGCCAACAUGUUAAGUCGCUGAAUGAUUGAUUUGCGGUAAAGCGAUGCAUUACUGAUUAAAAAAGACCGUGGAAAAAUAUAACUUUUUACUACUCUUUUUGUGCUUAAUCGCAUUGGCCAAGCACUGUUACUAUUUGGGAGUCAUGUUUGCAAACUAAGUAUAAUAUUCGGUUGUUACACGUUUCUCCAUGUAAUUUACAUGUAACGGGUUUGUAAAAUGAAAAAAGAAAAAUAUUUCCGUUGUUAAGAGGAUAACAACUGUUCGUACGAGAUUCAUAUUACUUUGUAAACAACUCAAUGAAAUGAAAUGUAAUAAAUUCCUAUUUACGACCAAAACAGCGGUUAUCGCAAUUACUCUGGAAUCUGUGUUUGCCAUCAGACCAUUUGGAUCUUCAAAGAUGGCAGUACCUCUAAAACAAAUUAUUUAGAAAUUAUAACAAAAAAAAAUUAGAAAAAAACAUGGAAUAGCCUUAAAUGUCGGAAUGGAUUAGUUAACCAUUCGUAAGUAAGAGAAAAUCGCCGUUUACCCCAGGAAAAUCCGCUUUUUGGCCAAAACGAACAGUUGGUUGUCUUCACAGUCAGUUUUUCUGUAAGUUUUUUCUUUUUGUAAAAAAAAUGUAUACGUGCAUUGGAGUAUAAUGAUAUAACGGUAAACUAUGUAGAAUGCCUACACUCUGCCCGGUACAGUAGCCUGUAAUAAGUGGAACAGCUGUCAAAAUUCAGAACUCUGGAUUGUACGUGUAUAUCCUUUUAUCAUAUUUUAUUUACAUACAUGAUAUGACAUAGGGGUUUAUCUUUUAUCCAUUUACUAGUAUACAAUACAGGGUAUAUCACUUAGAAUAAUAGGAUAUAUUAGGAUACAUAAUACUGGAAAUGUAUAUAUGACUUUUCCGAAUACAUUUAUUUUUAUGCA
This is a messenger RNA of Lingula anatina, 3220 nucleotides long. RefSeq names its product flavin-containing monooxygenase 5-like. Gene Ontology annotation, molecular function: flavin adenine dinucleotide binding; NADP binding; N,N-dimethylaniline monooxygenase activity. NCBI's taxonomy places the organism in Eukaryota, Metazoa, Brachiopoda, Lingulata, Lingulida, Lingulidae. The record is from RefSeq and is a predicted model, not a curated record.